AUGCCACCUGUUCAACAAUAUCAAUAUGCUGCUCAGCAACCGUCAAACUUUGAAAAAUUCAAAAUGGGUGCCAUAAUGGGUUCCACUGUGGGAGUCUGUGUUGGUGUCUUAUUUGGAGGGUUUUCUAUCUUACAAAAUGGUGCUGGACCAAAUGGUGUGAUGAGAACAUUAGGUCAAUAUAUCAUGGGUUCAGUCGGUACAUUUGGUUUGUUUAUGUCUAUUGGAUCUGUGAUCAGAUCGGACGCAGAUUUCCAAGCAUACCAAAGAGCCAUGAUGCACUCGCAACAAGCUAAAUUGAGAGCUAUUUACAGAAAUGAAUAG
Messenger RNA from Debaryomyces hansenii CBS767, 321 nucleotides. RefSeq lists its product as uncharacterized. The record is from RefSeq and is a predicted model, not a curated record. The transcript has a single exon. NCBI's taxonomy places the organism in Eukaryota, Fungi, Ascomycota, Pichiomycetes, Serinales, Debaryomycetaceae. Gene Ontology annotation, biological process: protein import into mitochondrial matrix; protein insertion into mitochondrial inner membrane. Gene Ontology annotation, cellular component: TIM23 mitochondrial import inner membrane translocase complex. The coding region runs from base 1 to 321 and encodes 106 amino acids.